UCAGAGGGUUUGUCGUUCCUCCACAGUGGGGUUAAAAUGGUUCAUGGUAACUUGUGUGCAGAGAACAUCAUCUUGAAUAAGAGCGGAGCCUGGAAGAUCAUGGGUUUUGACUUCAGUAUCUCCUCUAGUAACCCAUCUGACGCUGAGCCCAAGUAUGUUUGCAAAGAGUGGGACCCCAAUCUGCCGCCUCUCUGCCUCGCGAACCCUGAAUAUGUGGCUCCUGAGUACAUCCUGUCCGUCAGCUGUGACGCAGCCUCUGAUAUGUACUCACUGGGCGUAUUGAUCCACGCUGUGUUUAAUGAAGGCAAGCCUGUCUUUCAGGUCAACAAGCAGGACAUAUUCAAGAGCUUCAGCCGACAACUGGACCAGGUGAAGA
Molecule: messenger RNA, 376 nt
Organism: Sinocyclocheilus grahami
Lineage: Eukaryota; Metazoa; Chordata; Actinopteri; Cypriniformes; Cyprinidae
Product: SCY1-like protein 2
Exons: 2
Biological process (GO): protein phosphorylation
Molecular function (GO): ATP binding; protein kinase activity
Source: RefSeq, a predicted model, not a curated record